AGAAGUUGACGAAAGAAAGGAAUGUUUAAUUGUACAUUUUCUGUUUAGUAAACUAAAUACAUAUAAAUUUUAAGAAGGUGGAUUAAAAUGUUUGGAAUUGUCAAAGAUUUUAUAUGGCUAGUCUUUUUUUAAGUUUUUAAUAACAUUUGGUAUCAAAAUUCUAAUUGUUAUAAGAUGUUUAUUGUGGCUGCGAUUGAUUUUAGUCAAUGUUGAUUUGGGAUAUUGUGUGAAAGAAACUGAAAUAAGAUAUGAUGACUUCAUUGAGCUCCUCAGUGAGGGGGCACAAGUCAGUUUCCCCUAGUGCAUAUAGUUUGAAUGUUGAUUUUAAUACAUACACAGCAACGCAUCAGUGGUCUAAAAUGUUGGAAUGUGCCGAAUUUGUCGGGGCUAAACGAAGCAAACACACUGUUGUAGCUUAUAAAGAUGCAAUGUAUGUGUUUGGUGGUGAUAAUGGAAAAAAUAUGUUAAAUGAUCUCUUAAGAUUUGGAGCUAAAGAUAAAUCUUGGGGACGAGCAUGCUGUACUGGUAAUCCUCCUGCUCCAAGGUACCAUCAUUCGGCUAUAGUUUUUGGUAGCUCAAUGUUUAUAUUUGGUGGAUAUACAGGCGACAUCCAUUCAAACUCUAACUUGACGAAUAAAAAUGAUCUCUUUGAAUAUAAAUUUCAAAGCGCUCAGUGGGUGGAAUGGAAAUUUAGUGGAAGAGUACCAGUGCCAAGAUCGGCUCAUGGUGCAUGUGUACAUGAUAAUAAAAUGUGGAUUUAUGCGGGGUAUGACGGAAAUGCUAGGUUAAAUGAUAUGUGGACCUUAGAAUUAGGUGGUGAUGUGCAUGAAUGGGAAGAAAUAAUUCAAGAGGGUGAUAGACCUCCAACAUGUUGCAAUUUUCCUGUUGCAGUAGCUAGAGAUUGUAUGUACGUUUUUUCUGGGCAAAGUGGACUUCAAAUCACAAAUUCAUUAUUCGAAUUUCAUUUCAAAUCAAAAACUUGGAGAAGGAUUCCAAAUGUUUUAAGAGGGUCUGCACCACCAUCUAGAAGGUAUGGCCACACGAUGGUACAUCAUGAUAGAUUUCUUUACGUGUUUGGAGGGUCUGCUGAUUCUACGUUGCCAAAUGAUUUGCAUUGUUACGACUUAGAUUGUAAAGUAUGGUCUGUAGUAACUCCAGAAGCAAAUUCUUGUGUCCCUUCCGGAAGAGUUUUUCACGCUGCGGCUGUUAUAGGUGAUGCUAUGUAUAUUUUUGGCGGAACUGUUGAUAACAGUGUCAGACGAGGAGAUACUUACCGCUUUCAGUUUUCAAGUUACCCAAGAUGUACCCUACCAGAUGACUUUGCAAAGUUUUUUGCUGAAAAACAGUUUUGUGAUAUCGUUUUUAUUGUUGGACAAGAGGAAACUAAAAUUCAAGCACAUAUUGCUUUUGUUGCGGCUAGAUCAAACUUUUUACGGACAAAAAUUCUUGCAGCUCGUGAGGCGAAAAAACAACAUUUAGAAAAAGUUUUUGGUAAUAGAGAUGUAACCUGCAAUGAUCCAAUGUUGGAGAUCCGAUUACCCAACGCAAACCCUGAAGCCUUUGAAAUUAUAUUGAACUACAUUUAUACAGAUAAUAUUGACCUAAAAAAAUGCUAUGGGAAAAAUAUUGUAAUAUUAAUCACAGAUAUUUACACAUUGGCUGGCCAACUUUUAAUGCCACGUUUGGCUGCUGGAUGUAUUCAUUUUUUGGAGCAUAAAAUUUCUAAGUCAAAUGUUCUUGAAGCAUUGUAUAAUGCUGACAAAAAUAAAAUUCAAGUUAUAAAGGAUCAUUGCAUGGCCUUUAUUGUAAAGGAUGAAAAUUUUCAUGAUGUCGUAAUGUCUAGCGAAUUUGGAGAUCUGGACAAAUCACUUUUGGUAGAAAUAAUUAGAAAACGUCUAAUUAAUCCAAACAAGUCAAAUCUUGAAGUGCCAUUUGAAAAAAAUGCCGGAACAAUGUUGGAAAUGGAUAUGGCAGUAUUUUUAGAAUUUACUGGGAAAGAAUUUUGUGAUAUUAAUUUGGUACUUGAUGGUCACGUUAUACCUGCCCAUAAAUCAAUAUUAUCCGCACGAUGUACAUAUUUCCAAGCAAUGUUUCGCUCUUUCAUGCCCCCUGAUAAUAUUGUGAACAUUCAAAUCGGAGAAAUUUCCCCUUCUCUAGAAGCAUUUAUGUCCUUAUUGAGGUAUAUAUAUUACGGCGAAACGAAAUUGCCACCGCAGGACUCGUUAUACUUAUUUCAAGCUCCAAGCUUUUAUGGAUUAUCAAAUAACCGCUUGCAUUCCUUUUGUAAAUAUUCCUUAGAGCAUAAUAUAACAGUUGAAAAUGUUUUGCAAACUUUGGAAGCGAGUGACAUAACCAAAGUUCAAGACAUUAAAGAAUAUGCUUUGAAAUUAAUUGUAAAGGAAUUCGCAACAGUUGCUCGUUUACCAAAAAUGAGAACGUUGAACAGGGAACUGUUACUUGAAAUAAUUAAAAGCGUUGCGGAUGCCCAUGGUGAAUAUCUUAUGACUCAGGAUAUUUCAUCUAUAAGUAUUAACACAGAUCUUUGAAAAUUAGUAUUUUUGCAACCAGCAUUAACUUUGCUUUUAGCCUGGUUAAAAACAGCUGAUAUUAUAUAAGAUUUAAACAUUAAAGUUUAUGUAUUCUUAUUUAAUAAUUUAAAAUUUUGAAUUUAAUGUUAUUAGUUUUCUUUUUUAUUGCUGUGGCAUAAAAAAAUUUCUUUCAAAUAAAUAAUUUAAUAUAUAAAGUUAUAAAAUAUGCAAAAUAAUACAUUAUAUUUUUGUUGUUUGCUUUAAGCUGAAAUUAAAAACCAGUAAAAUUUGUCUAAAUUA
Molecule: messenger RNA, 2828 nt
Organism: Condylostylus longicornis
Lineage: Eukaryota; Metazoa; Arthropoda; Insecta; Diptera; Dolichopodidae
Gene: Lztr1
Product: leucine-zipper-like transcriptional regulator 1 homolog
Exons: 7
Coding region: 249-2546 (765 amino acids)
Cellular component (GO): Golgi apparatus
Molecular function (GO): protein binding
Source: RefSeq, a predicted model, not a curated record